AUGACUGAACCAGAAGAGCUUGAGGAGGAUCUCUUUGCUGACUUGUACGAUGGAAAUGACAAUAACCAGGCCGCCUCCACUGGAGUAGCCGACUACUCCGCGGAUGCAACUACUUCAUCAGCGGUCCCCCAAACCAAUGAUUACCAGAAUGGAAGGGGCUACGAGCCCUCCUAUGAGAACUCAAACGAACAUGAUACAUAUCACGUCCAGGAGACUGGUGGGAUCCAAAGUUACCAUUCAAUGGAUGAGACCUCACACGACAUAAACGUGCACUCUGGUGAUGGGUUGCAGUCUACAGAUGGAGAAACACAGGGUACAGGUAUCAAGGAAGAUGGGAAAAUGUUCAUUGGAGGCUUGAACUGGGAGACCACGGAUCAAUCGCUUAAGGAUUACUUUUCACAAUUCGGCGAGGUCUCGGAAUGCACAGUCAUGCGUGACAGCGCUACAGGGAGGUCGAGAGGUUUCGGUUUCCUUACCUUCAGAGAUCCUAAAACCGUCAACACGGUCAUGGUUAAAGAGCAUUACCUAGAUGGAAAGAUUGGGAAGAUCGAUCCUAAACGUGCCAUUCCUCGCGAUGAGCAAGAGAAGACCAGUAAGAUCUUCGUUGGAGGAGUCAGCCAGGAAGCCACAGAGCAGGACUUCAAACAGUUUUUCAUGCAAUUCGGCCGUGUGGUGGACGCCACACUUAUGAUCGACAAGGACACUGGACGCCCGCGAGGAUUUGGUUUCGUGACGUUCGACAGUGAAGCCGCAGUGGAAGCCACACUUUCUCGACCUUUGGAAAUCCUCGGUAAAUCUAUUGAGGUGAAGAAGGCUCAGCCAAGGGGAAACCUGCGGGACGAUGGUGGCCGACGGGGCAGAGAUCAGGGCAUGACGCCGGACAAUAGCCAACAGCAAGGUGGCCAAGGACCAGGAGGUAUACCCAGUGGCAUCACACCACAGAUGAUGGCACAGUACUGGCAACGAAUGCAGCAGUACUUUGCUAUGAUGCAGCAGCAAAUGGCAGCUGCUCAAGGCCAGGGCAUGGGCGGAAUGAAUAUGGCCGGUAUGAAUCCCGCAAUGAUGCAGCAAAUGAAACAGAUGCAAAUGGCAGCCGGUCAACAGCCUGGUCAAUCACCCAGUCCCGGUCCACAGGGUAUGCAGAAUAUGAUGAACAAACCCGCCAUGAUGCAACAGAUGCAGCAAAUGCAGCAAAUGCAAGGCCAAGGGCAAGGACAAAUGGGCAUGGGUGGCGCUGGUUAUGGCGCUAACCGUGGUGGGCCGGGCUACAAUGCUCACGAGCAACUAGCUUUUGAGCAACAAAAGUACGAGCAGCAACAAGCUCGACGAGGCGGCGCCUACUCCCCUUAUCAACAAGGCGGCCCUACAUCAUGGGAAGGCAUGUAUGACGAGGUCCCUCAACCGAAUGUCCCAGCAGGCCCACAAGGUCGCGGUGGUGGGAACAUGGGAAGAGGCGGCAUGCAGAACCAAGGCAAACCAGGCACUCCAGGCGGCUCUACACCUCCUGCUGCACCUGCAAACGCUCCCACUGGUCCCCGAAACCCCGGGCGACCAGGAGCUAACUAUCGCGGUGGAGGUCGCGGAGGUGGUCAUCGUGGUUUUCAUCCUUAUUCGCGAUAA
Messenger RNA from Talaromyces amestolkiae, 1620 nucleotides. RefSeq lists its product as uncharacterized. The record is from RefSeq and is a predicted model, not a curated record. Gene Ontology annotation, molecular function: RNA binding. NCBI's taxonomy places the organism in Eukaryota, Fungi, Ascomycota, Eurotiomycetes, Eurotiales, Trichocomaceae. Bases 1 to 1620 code for a protein of 539 amino acids. The transcript is spliced from 5 exons.